Schistosoma rodhaini is the source of this 2857-nucleotide messenger RNA. The record is from the annotation of a GenBank genome assembly. NCBI's taxonomy places the organism in Eukaryota, Metazoa, Platyhelminthes, Trematoda, Strigeidida, Schistosomatidae.
AAGCUUCUUCUAUUCCGUCCACAAUCGUUUGAAUCAUUUGAACUGCAUAAAUAACUAGGACGUUUAUCGACGCGCUUUAUCAACCCCGAAAAAUGGCUAGGUCAGUUUCUCCUAAAGUUAGGGCUCUUGUGGAUCGUAUUAUUAGAGUCGAUCAUGCAGGAGAGUUAGGUGCCAAUAGAAUUUACCAAGGACAGCUUAUGGUACUUGGGAAGUCGAGUAUAGGCCCGAAAAUAAAGAAAAUGCAUGAUCAAGAAGAGGAACAUUUGAAAAAAUUCCAGGAACUUAUUCCUAUACAUAGAGUCAGGCCUACAUUACUUUUACCUUUGUGGAGCAUUGCUGGGUUUGCACUAGGUGUGGGAAGUGCGCUUUUGGGUUCUAAAUCUGCUAUGGCUUGCACCGUUGCUGUCGAAUCAGUGAUAUCUGAGCACUACAACAAUCAAAUUCGUGAGCUUGUCGAGAGUGACCCUGAAACCUAUCAAGAGUUGCUGCAGACAUUAGCCAAGUUUCGAGAUGAAGAAAUGGAGCAUCACGAUACAGGCCUUGAACAUGAUGCUGAACAGGUAAGUUAUUAUGAAUGUAUAAUUUGUAGAUAAAAUUAAAUAUGGUCUACUUUAGUAUACAUUAUGUAUAGUGCAUAGAGUAUAUAUUUCUAACUUGAUUGCUAAACAGGUGGUGGAGCUGUUUAAUGUCUUAAUUAUGUCUGCCGUUUACUUGUUCUGUAGUAUUAACAUCUUACUAUACAUGUGGUUUUUGAUGACUUAUGAACCUAAAGCUUUGACUACGUAGUUUUAAUUUCGAAAUCUUCAAAUUAAGAUUCAUCAUGGUAAAAUUUAGUUUAAUCUCCUUUCAUAGAAAAUUCUAUAUUACUAUGAAUCAUUCUCUUUCACUCAUAUCUAUACACCACAGGCCGGUAUCAAUAGUUUCUGUGUCGGAUGUGUCAUUUAUCUGUUAAUUCAACAGUAAAAUAACGAUGGGCUUAGAUAGUAUUCUGAAAAGACGGUCUAUAUUAGACCCAUACGAAUUUCCAUACAGCAAUAUUUAGUUCCUUAUUUUUUCUAUUGAAAAUUAUCGUUUUCAUUUAGCCAAAAAUAUUUUUUGGUAUUAUCAACAACCAUGGGUAUAACUCAGUUGAUAUUUAUUGUUUUUAUUAAACAGUAUAAUUUGAUUAUGGCAUCAGUUAUACUGUGUAAUUGGAAAUAUAUUUAACAUGAUUAAACAAAUAGAACUCAUUGGAUGACUCAGCUAACGCUUAUCUUUUAUUUUCUGUAAAUGCUUACAAAUAUGUUUCGAAUAAAUCAAAAAUAUGGAGUAAGAUGCUCCCUUCUAUCACUGGAUUCACAUUACUUUCACUAUCAUAUUUUUAUUUAUAAGCUUGAAGUAAAGCAAGAAUAAGAAAUCGAAUGGAAUUAUGUAAAUUUGUUGAAAACUAAUGCUUAUCAAUUCAUGCUCAGUGUAAAUAUUUUGUUGUCCUUCAAUUCUCAUUCAGCUGUCAUGCAGUCAAUAAUUUUACAGUUACUUGCGACUAGUUAUUAAAUUAAUGGUAUUAAAUCUAAGGAAGAUUAUCCGCUUUUUAUUAGGUUAAAUAUCUUAUUUUGUACCUUUCAAUGAAGUAACUAUUUUUCUUCAUAUUACACAGCAAACAUAAUCGUCUAUUGACAUUAUGUAUUGAUUUAUAUCCAACCUAAUUAUGUUAGUACAUUAUUGGGUGGUUACAGAAACAAUGAAUCCCUAAUUAUAUGGUUUAGACUUAUCGAAGCAAGUUACAAAAUUUACAGUUUGCAUAUCCACGUAAAGUUGUAGAUAAAUUCAAUCUAGAGUGAGAAAUAUCCGUCUAAAACUCUUACGUAUAUGAUUGUAGGACAUAAGGACUAUGUCACAGUAUUACUACAGUAAGACCAUUUGGAUGUCAUUACAUAACAAAUACAGAUCUACAGAAUGGAUAAAAUGGGUUAAAUGAUAUGACUAAUGAUCAAAUUAUUUUUAGUUAACGUGGAUUGUCUUCAUAGAAACGUUCUAGUGUUAUAUUAGAACUAGUCUGAUAAUCAUCCAACAAAAUGUUUGACAGACAUGUUUCUUAAUUGCUGAGUUUAGUCUUGUUUAUACUGUCUUCAGACACUGAAUUAUUUUUUUUAAACGACAGCUCAUAAAAAUACUUAGCACAGGUAUCUCUUUAAUUUAAUUAUUUUUUAGAAUUUAAACUGUAUUCUUGUCAUGUUGUCUAACAAUCUUUUGUUUUACUCCAGGCUCCUUUCUACGAUAUCAUGUCUCAAAUAAUAAAAGUGGGUUGUCGAGCAAGUAUUUUUUUGGCUGAACGUAUAUGAUGAAAAACUAGUUUCAGCGAUAGUUACUUUGUACAUUUAUUAAUGAUUACUCUCUAAAUUACGUGUUCUCACUUUAUCACACGUAGUGUAAAUUUUUUUCACAGAUUUUAAUUCUUAUUACUUUGGUUUAUUUAGAUACAUUGCGAAUGUUCUCCAUCAUGAAUUAUUGUACGUUGGUUUUUAUCAUUAAAGACCUCAUAAAUAAUUCAUUUUUAUGCUACGUGAAUUAUGUUAAUCAAAUCAAAUUUUUGAAAUAAAUAAUUCAGCUGUAAUUAAAUACUUCAUCUAGUUUUCAACCGAAAACUGUUAGCUCUCAUAUAAAUGUUCUGGAUAUUGUUAGUUGAAGUUAGACUGAUUAUCAUGAUUCUAAUGAGAACCUUACAUAUCUUGUUUAGUGACAGUGACCUAUCCAGUGUUAUAUUUCCGGUACAGUGGGGAAUUUCAGCAUGAGAUACUUCGACAUUUUUCUUUCGUUUGUUUAAACUACGGAAUGUAUACAUUUGCAUAUAAUCAAUAAAAAUGACUAUUAAAAGGCU